This is a messenger RNA of Malaclemys terrapin pileata, 576 nucleotides long. Its product is annotated as olfactory receptor 14A16-like. Bases 1 to 576 code for a protein of 191 amino acids. The record is from RefSeq and is a predicted model, not a curated record. Gene Ontology annotation, molecular function: olfactory receptor activity. The transcript has a single exon. Gene Ontology annotation, cellular component: membrane. Gene Ontology annotation, biological process: G protein-coupled receptor signaling pathway. Lineage: Eukaryota; Metazoa; Chordata; Testudines; Emydidae.
AUGACUUACGACCGAUAUGUUGCCAUCUGCCAACCACUGCACUAUGACACAAUCAUGAACAGCAGAGCUUGUGUCCAAAUGGCAACUGGUGCCUGGAUCAGUGGGAUUCUCUACUCUGUGCUGCACACCGGGAACACGUUUGCAUUGACCUUCUUUGGAGGCAACAUGGUCGAUCAGUUCUUCUGUGAAAUCCGACAGCUACUGAAGCUAACCUGCUCUGACUCAUAUCUGAGUGAAGUUGGGGUUAUUGCAUUUAGUGUGUGUUUAGUCUUAGGCUGCUUUGUUUUUAUCAUUGUGUCAUAUGUUCAGAUCUUCAAAUCAGUACUGAGAAUCCCCUCUGUGCAAGGCCGGCAUAAAGCCAUCUCCACCUGCCUUCCUCACCUCACUGUGGUCUCCUUGUUUGUUUGCACUUGCAUCUUUGCCUACCUGAAACCCACCUCCAGCUCCACGUCUGCUCUGGAUCUUGUGGUGGCUGUUCUUUAUUCUGUAUUGCCACCAAUCGUGAAUCCAAUUAUCUACAGAAUGAGGAACAAAGAGAUCAAAGCUGCCCUGAAGAGACUGACUGGGUGUAGGUAA